Messenger RNA from Syzygium oleosum, 1553 nucleotides. RefSeq names its product heptahelical transmembrane protein 2. The record is from RefSeq and is a predicted model, not a curated record. Gene Ontology annotation, molecular function: signaling receptor activity. The transcript is spliced from 4 exons. Gene Ontology annotation, cellular component: membrane. Lineage: Eukaryota; Viridiplantae; Streptophyta; Magnoliopsida; Myrtales; Myrtaceae. Gene Ontology annotation, biological process: response to hormone. The coding region runs from base 138 to 1268 and encodes 376 amino acids.
UGGACGGGAGAUCAUCAGCAAAGAGACGAGAGGUCGGGGAAGAAGAAGGCCGAGAAGCGUCCGCCGGAGCGCUCGCCGGAAGAUCGUCCGCGCUCCGAUCUCCGGCGGCGGGCGGCGAGCUCGGGACCGGGAGGCAAAUGAGCGGGAGCGACCGCCGGCAUCACCAGCAGCAGCAGCAGCCGGCGCACCGCCGUCGCCGGAGCGGGGGCGGGAUGGAAACCGAGCGGCUCAAGGCGGGGGAGAAGGAGGGCGCGGCGGCGGAGAGGAGGGAGAAGAGGUUCGAGAGGAGGCUCGUGAAGUUCGAUGAGCUGCCGGAUUACAUGAAGGACAACGAGUACAUACUGGACCACUACCGGUGCGAGUGGCCGCUGAAGGACGCGAUCCUGAGCGCCUUCGCCUGGCACAACGAGACGCUCAACGUGUGGACGCAUUUAGGGGGAUUCAUCAUCUUCGUGACGCUGACGGUGAUGAGCUUGAUAGAGAAGACGGGGACGCGAGGCUUGCUCGGCGAUUUCUCCAGGGCCACCGUCCCAGCGGAUUCGACGACGAUCGUGAUCAAGAACGCGAGCGCCUCCGCCAACGCGGUCGGUAACGAUUCACAUUUAGGACAGAUACAGCAUUCAUCAUUCCUCGAUGCCGUCGAAUCCAACCAUGAGAACAUCCCCGGAUGGCCUUGGUUCGUCUUCCUAGCCGGGGCCAUGUGCUGCUUAAUUUGUAGCUCCCUCUCCCACCUCCUCGCCUCCCAUUCCAGAAAGUUCCACUUCUUCUUCUGGCGGCUUGAUUAUGCCGGGAUCUCCGUCAUGAUCGUGUGCUCCUUCUUCGCCCCGAUAUACUAUGCCUUCUAUUGCCACCCCUAUUCUUGCUUCUUCUACCUCGGCACCAUAAGCAUCCUUGGCACGCUCGUCAUAAUCACUCUUCUCUCACCCAGCCUCUCAUCUCCAAAGUUCCGUCUCUUCAGGACCUCCCUCUUUCUCGCCAUGGGCUUUUCUGGAGUGAUUCCCGCGGUUCAUGCCGUCGUUAUUUAUUGGGGACACCCGCACAUUUUCGUCGCUCUUGGGUAUGAGCUCCUGAUGGCUAUUUUGUACGCCUCUGGAGCGUAUUUUUAUGUUACCAGGAUACCCGAGAAGUGGAAACCCGGAGCAUUCGACAUCGCCGGGCAUAGUCACCAAAUCUUCCACGUGCUUGUGGUUGCAGCUGCAUUGGCUCACUGUGCUGCGACGUUGGUGGUCUUGGAUUUCCGUCAAAGAGCACCAACUUGCGCAUCAUAGGGCUUAGCUACACAGCACUGAGAUUUGUGAGAUUGUCUUACAAUUACCACGUUGCGGUAGCCAUUCUGAUGCAAUGCAGCUUAUUGGUCCCCAAAAAGAGAGAAAAAAAUGAUGCAGCUUCUCUGAUAACUUAGCAAGGAAUUGUGUAGAGUUAAAUGGAGGGAGAGCAGCUCGAAAAGGUGUGCACUCGUGUUGUUGUAUGCGAGCUUUUACGCGAUUUUGUUUACUUUUGAAUUAAGAAAACUACAAUAUUAGCAGAGAGAUUGCUGCUCAUGGUUUGCCCAA